This is a messenger RNA of Clunio marinus, 273 nucleotides long. The record is from the annotation of a GenBank genome assembly. Lineage: Eukaryota; Metazoa; Arthropoda; Insecta; Diptera; Chironomidae.
AUGGUAAUAAUCCUGUUGUUGUUGCUUUUGAAGCGCUUUUUUAUGGCACCAGCAGUUUACAUCAUUACAGCUGAAAAAUUGCUGCAGAGCAAGACCACUGGGAACAACCAUAAGCGUUGUGCGAGUGAUGUUUCUCAUGAAACGCAAUCAGUUGAAACGAGUCAGGUGACUUGUAGAAAACGAGACGAAAUAAGACGAAACAGUCAAACGAGAAACGACGAGAAUAAAGAAGUGGAGAGGAUGAAUAAAAGAAAUGACUUUUGUGUUUGGUAA